This is a messenger RNA of Zasmidium cellare ATCC 36951, 1566 nucleotides long. RefSeq lists its product as uncharacterized. The transcript has 7 exons. The record is from RefSeq and is a predicted model, not a curated record. Lineage: Eukaryota; Fungi; Ascomycota; Dothideomycetes; Mycosphaerellales; Mycosphaerellaceae. Gene Ontology annotation, biological process: transmembrane transport. The coding region runs from base 1 to 1566 and encodes 521 amino acids. Gene Ontology annotation, molecular function: transmembrane transporter activity.
AUGAACUCUCCCCCGCAAGAUGAACUUCCUACCAUCAUUGGGUUCGAAGAUGGAGACCAGGAGAAUCCGUACAAUUGGUCGACGGCCAAGAAGUCUGUCAUUGUCAUUCUCGGAACGCUGGUCGUGGUGAACAGCACCGUCGCCAGCGCGCUGCCCAGUGGCGACUCACCCCAACUACAGCAGCAUUUCAAUGUCUCAGACGAAAUUCAGCUGGUCCUUCCUAACUCGAUCUUCCUGGUUGGCUAUGUCCUGGGCCCGUUUUUCUUCGCACCUCUCAGUGAGAACUAUGGCAGACGAUUUAUCGUUGUGGGCACUUUCCUGGCUUACACCAUCUUCACCUUGGCCAUAUGUUUUGCGCCAAACUGGGCGGCGUUCAUCAUCUUUCGACUUCUGACUGGCAUCUUUGGGUCUACGCCUAUAUCAGUGACUAGCGGACUCUUCGCCGACGUUUUAAACAACCCAGUUCAUAGAGGACGGUCGGUUGCUUGGUUCAUGGCAAUAGCGGCUUUUGGGCCUGCGUUGGCGCCGACUCCAUCAGGAUACCUCUCGCAAUACAGCUGGCGAUGGCCCUUCUGGUUUGGUCUCAUCUUCGCUGGUGCAUGCGCCGUGCCGAUAGUGUUCCUGCCUGAGACAUUCGGCCCGGCAAUACUGGCGAAGAGGGCACGUAAACUGAGGAGGCAAGAUCCAAAUGCUAACGUAUACGGCGCCCUCGAGUUGAAGAAAGUCUCACCUCGUCUGUUCGUUACAACAGUCCUCGGAAGACCACUUCGAAUGAUCAUUACCGAACCUAUCGUGUCGGCAUCUUGCUUGUAUCUGUCAUUGAUAUAUGCUGUGUUCUUCAUGUUGGUGCAGGUGUAUCCGAUCAUCUUCGAGCCAAUCUACAACUUCAAUCAGGGAGAAACGGGUCUCGCAUUCUUGGCGUUCGCCGUUGGAUCGUUACUAGCCUUACCCUUCUGCUUCUGGUGGGACCACAUCCUCUUCACUGCCAAAGCAAAAGCACGACCAUGGUCGAACAAAGCCGAAUACCAAAGACUACCACUGGGCAUCGGAUUCGUGCUCAUCUCGCCGCCAGAGGCACGGCUACCGCUCUGCAUGGUGGGUUCCAUUGCUGUUCCUAUCGGUCUAUUCUGGUUCGCAUGGACCAACGGGCCAUCCGUACACUGGAUCGUGUCUAUCAUAGCUGGUGCGCCGUUCGGCUUCGGGCUUGUCUGGGAUGGAAACAGCUUGGGGAGGGUCCGUGUAUGCGGUCUCGCGAACUUCCUCGUCGACUCUUAUCGAAUCUACUCGGCGAGUGCCAUGGGUGCCACGAGUAUCUCGAGGAGCAUUUUUGGAGUCGUCAUGCCAUUUGCUGCUAGACCCAUGUAUGAAGCCCUGGGCGUUGCCUGGGCUUGCAGUCUUCUCGGCUUUGCGAGUCUUUUGAUGUGUCUUAUACCUUAUGCUUUCAUUUGGUAUGGUGAACGACUCAGGGCGAGUAGUCCGAUGUGUCAGGAGUUGGCGAAACAGGACAGCGAAGUCUCAACUCCUGUGCGGCAAGAUGAGGAGAAGGGAGACAUUGAGCGCAAGUAG